Dromaius novaehollandiae (emu) is the source of this 6748-nucleotide messenger RNA. It is a transcript of the gene LRRIQ1, whose product is annotated as leucine rich repeats and IQ motif containing 1. The record is from RefSeq and is a predicted model, not a curated record. The coding region runs from base 373 to 4479 and encodes 1368 amino acids. The transcript has 24 exons. Gene Ontology annotation, molecular function: protein binding. Lineage: Eukaryota; Metazoa; Chordata; Aves; Casuariiformes; Dromaiidae.
GCCGCUUGUUUCCCGUUGCUGUGGUUACCCGCCCGGUGUAGCAGGGCCUCGGGGAAGCGCUCGCUGUCCUCGCGAAGUGUCUAACUCAGGGUGGUUAGAGGCUGCGGGAUUUCAAGGCGGACAGAGCGGGCCAGGUGGUCUCCGGAGGCGGCUUGGAAGGCGGUGGCAGCUCCGGUAGCAGCUUGGCUGAACGGGAAAGCAAAGUGUUAUUCAAAACAAACAUCUGCUGUUCCUUUUCAUGUUUUAAGUCUACUGUUGAAUAAACUUAUAUCUGAAUAAACUUACACUGAGUGAACACACCUUUUAUUUUGGUUUAUGCAGUGCUGAAAGUUAAUGUUUUCUUUGUGUGGCACUGAAAGCAAUUAAGAAACUAUGGAAAAUAGAAUGUCAGAAGAUGUUGAAAGAAUUGAAAAAGAAAUAGAAAUUGAACUGAGCAGGAUCAGUGUUUCUUCCUUUGAAGCAGAUGAUCCUGACACAGAUGUAUCAGAAGAAGCUUUGAGUGACAGUGAGACAAUUUCAGAUGACUUGCCAGAAUCAGUUUUGUCCUAUUUAAACUUUAUAAAGAACAGAAAUCAAGAUGUCGAAAAGUUUAUACUGCAAGACUUAGAAGAUGAAGAAACUACAAGUAAUGUUUAUGAAGUAGUUUCUAGCCAUGCUUCAGAUUACUUGGCAGAGUUGGCUUUGGAAUAUAAUGAAGAUCCAGAAGAAUUUAAAAAAAGGGUAUUGUCUGAAAUAGAAAAUGAAGACUUGCAGAUUGCUACAACUGCUAAUUGUAGCACUCAGUCCAGAAGUGAUGAUGCUAUUAAAGAGGUCACUGAUGAACAUUUUGUUGCAGCUGAUGUUGACGUGAGCAUAAGCUUUACGUACCAUGAAGUAGAAGAAAAAUGUAGGCAAGAAUUUGAGCAGUGGGAGAAAAGACAAAAGGAACUUGAAGAUGAGAAAAUAAAAAAGUGGAAAGCUGAGAGGGAAGCACGGGAAAAACAGAUUGAAGAGGAACAAGCAAGACAACUGCAGCGUCUGGAGGAAUUUGAGGCUGAAAGAAUAAAGUUAGAGCUUCUUCAUAAGAAACAACAAAAUAUGAUGGAAGAUGAGUUACAGAAAGAAAAGAAAGCUUGGAGAGACAAAGUGAUGCAACAUGAGGAAUUGAUCAUGAAACUACAGUUGCAAGUGGAAGAGGAGGAAAAGGCCUUUGAAGAGCAGAGAGCAAAACAAAGACAACACUUGGCAGAGCAACAGAAUGCAGCAGCUGUGAAAAUUCAAGCUAGAUUUAGAUCAUUUUUAGUCCAUAAAAAAUAUGCUCCCUUCUUAAAAGAAUGGAAAGAUAAAAUUAAAAGGGAAAGGGAAAUACAAGAAGAAAUAGAAAGGGAAAUGAAAGAAAAGGAGGAGAAAAUGAAGAGGCGCAUGGAAGAAAGAAAGCAUAAAAAAGAAGAGAAAAAGAGACAAGAAGAACUAGAAAGACAGCUAUAUUUGGAACAGAUGAGGAGGCGUGAGGAAUAUGAGAAAAAGAAAGUAAGCCUGAGACUCGAAAAACAGUUGCAGAUAAGAAGAGAAGAACAAAGAAAAUUGAGAGAAAAAGCAGCAGGAGUUACGAUGAAUGAAGAUGGAGAAAAGAAUGAAGAAAAUGUAGCAGAGGAAAAAUUGGGAGAAAAUGUAAAAGCAAUAAGAGAACAGAAAAAGGAACUGAGUAAACAACUAAUAGAACAAGAAGAAAAUCAAUCUGAAAAAAUGGAUGAAACAAGUAAUUGGGUGAUUCCAGUAAAAAGAAAGUUGACACCACCAAUACCAAAUAUAUUAAAUUCGGAGAAGAAGGAACAAUCUUCUCAAAUAAAUAAUGAAAAUAUAGAUAGAAAUUCAGUAAUGUGCGCAGAAAAAAGUUACUCAGAAACUGGAGAUAUUAAUAAAGCUACAAUUACAUGUACUUCAAAGAAUGAAUCUGUUGAUUUUAGAGCUAGUGAUGUGGUAGAAAAUAAGGUAAAUAAUACAAACAGUAGUCCACUGAAUGCCCAGCCAAAUGCCAAUAAUAGAGAAAUUGAAGAUCAAUUUUGUCAGUCUGAAACAGUGAAGACAGCUGUGUUUCUAAUGGAAGAUUCUAAUGAGAAGGUUGGUGAGAAUUGGGACAGAAUUCAAGAUGUAGCUAAGUUUUCCGAUAGACUAGAAAUUCUUCCUGAUGAUAUUGAAGAGAAGAGAUUAAAUUGGAUGAAGACAUGUAAGCCUUGGUCUAAAAUAUAUGGAGAAAAUCAAAGAAAGGAAGUAACUAAAAAAAAACAGCCAAGGAAAAGUUCAGUUAACAGGAUGCCUCCAUUAAGUAUAGAAAAGAUCAUUCAGAGUGGCCCUUGGAGCACUUUACAGCAGGUCACAAUACUGACACUCGAAGAUUUACCAAGAUGUAACCUCUCCACAUUAUCUGAAUGUGCAAAUCUUCAAGUAUUGACUCUCAGACGCUGUGGACUAGUGGCACUGGAAGGACUGAGUAACUGCAAGGACAUAAAGUAUAUCAAUGUGGAGGAAAACAACAUUCAGAUCAUAGACUGUGAGAAUCUAGAAAAUCUCUGCAUUCUAAUUCUGAAUAAGAACCAUCUUUCAUCAGUUUGUGGCUUAGGUGGCUGCAGAAAUCUCCGAAAUCUUGAACUUUCCUACAAUAGAAUCACUCGAAUUGGUGGUUUGGAGUCACUGAAAAAUCUUCAACGGUUAAUUGUGGAUCAUAAUCAGUUAAUCAGUACGAAAGGUCUUUGUGAAGCACCUACUCUCAUGCACCUCGACUGUUCUUUUAAUCAUCUCACGCAGGUUGAAGGCAUUGAGAAUAGCGGCCUACUUCAAAUUCUGAAGUUACAAGGCAAUAACCUCCAGGAGCUUCCAAGACUGGAAAAUCAUGUUCUGCUAAGAGAACUCUAUUUGGAUGACAAUAGCAUCUCUUCUAUGAAAACAUUUUCUUUGUAUUGGUUGCCUUUGUUGCAGAUUCUUUCACUGUCUCAAAAUAGUUUGACUGAGCUUGCACCUUUAAAUUCAUGUGUAUCUCUGGAAAAACUGGAUAUCAGAAAUAACCGCUUGUCAGACCUUAAAAGUGUCAUUAUAUGGUUAAAUGGCUGCCAUAAACUAAGUGAGUUGUCACUCAGUGGAAAUCCACUUCUCCAAGAAAGGACCUGGAGGUCUUCCCUAUUUAAGGUCCUUAAUAGUUUACAGGUUCUUAAUGGUGAAAACUUAAAUUAUCAUAGUUUACUCACAACUGAAAGAAUCCAAGGAUCAGAAUCAAGAACUUUUCUGGAACUUUGUCAAUCUCAAAUUGAAGAGAAUGUUCUACUUAAACAAAAGGCUGCCAAAUUGGGAAUUGCCUCGUCCAUUGAAGAUGCACAGAGACAAUACUGGUAUUUUAAUCAGCUGAUGAAACUUAGUAUCCAACAUCGAUGUGCACAUGAGUACGGUGAACUAAACAUUACUGACAGAGAUGGACCAGAAGCACUGCAAAAUCAUUUAAAACAAACAUCCACUGACUGCCCACAGGAAAAUAACCUCUUUAUCAUGGGUGUGACAGAAAAUAAACAGGUCUUGUUGGAUCCUUCUGAAAGAUGGAUUACUACUGACCAUAUUCAGGCCACAUUCAUUAACUCCUCCAUACCUGAGCACCGAAAGGAAAAUAAAGAAGAUCUUAGAAUAAAGCCAGAGAGCACUGAAUCCUGUAUUAAUUAUGAUGGGGAGAGCAAAGACAACAAUAACAGGCUACGUAUGGCAGCGUCAGUGAUCCAGUCCAUUUGGAGGAAGAACCAUGCCAGGAAGAAGACUGACUGCACCAAAACAGAGAAUGAUCAGUUUACAGAUGCUUCAAAACAGAAGCAUGAAGCUGCCACACUAAUCCAGGCAUUCUGGAAGGGAUUUUUUUUGCGAAAGAAACUGGCCAGUGCUCUUGCAGCUGUUAAAAGUGAUGAAGCGGAGGAUGACUAUGAAGAAAUAACUGUGGAUGAUUACACAUUUCAUGAAGCUGCUUUAGAGAAGGAAUGGCUAACUCUAGAUACCACCCGUUUCCCUUCAAAAACACUCCUGCUCUCAAACCAACUGCACUGGCCAAAGAAGUAUUCUAGGCCUUCAAAUUCCAGUGAACAUUCAAUUAGUUUGCCAUUGGCACCAUGUGAAGCUUGCCAGUGUGAUGACAGACCACAGUCAUGCUCACCAGAAAGUAUCCACUUUCAUAGCAGGUCAGAGAAGGGAACAAUGUCACAGCUCUCUGACUUGAAAGAAAGAAAGAAAUUUUCAUUCAGGUCAGAAAAAGAAGAGAAAAUUUCAGAAGAAUGGGGUUUUAAAGAUAUUUCUACUGCACAGCUAAUGCUGAAGAGGGCCCAUAAAAUGAAACCCAAAAAAUUUAGUAAUAAAAAUUUAGACCCAGCUGUGCGCCUGGCGUUGUUCAAAAACAAUGAAAAUAAACAUCUCCCUGUGAAACCACCAAGGAAGGCACAGCCUGUACAUAUUGGUUACUUUGAAGAAUCCUGAAGGAGAGUCUGUUCAGGGACCAGGCAGCCUUGGGGAUGAUGAUGCUGUUCAGACACUCUCCAAUUUUAGUAUCCCUUGAUGCAUUCACUGAACCAGAAUAUGGAGGAGUUCGAAGAUUUGAAAGAAUGUUUCAAGAAUUGUGGUGCAAGUUAAAGACUAGUUUGUGUAUUUACUUCUGUAUAUCUUUUGUGCUCUCACUUCAGGUACAUAUACCUUUUUCUAGUCUCUGUAUCAAUACCUCUAACAAACUGCUCACUUUUGUAGUUAAAUUAAAGAAGGCUCUGUAAAUACUGUUAAUUAAUGUUUCUCCAUUUCUUGAACUGUUUUAAAGAAGACUGUUGACCUUUUCAGUCAGAUUAUUUUGUGUAAAAAUUGGUAUAUUUUGUAUGAAAAAGAAAUGAUAUUAGAAUCUUUCUUAUAAAACAAGCUAUCUGAUAAAAGCCAAAAAGCAGACAUUUUCUUGUUACUUUUAAAGUUGACAAUGGAAUACUGUUAGUUCUUCUUCAUGACAGUGACUGUUACAAUGAAAGUAAAACCUUACUUGGUUUGGUCAGUAAAAUACUAUUUUGUUAUCUUUUAGAAGAAUUCCCCUGUAAAGUGAUACAAUUUUAAUAGUCUAAUUUAGUUGGUAAGGUUGUGAAGCUUCUAGUACAACUGUCUGUUCCCUUCUCCUGGAAUAAAUAGUAUGUGGUUAGCUAUUGAAGUACCUUAAUCUCAAAUGGGAGUUUACUUACGUAAUUGGACUUCAUGUGCUUUCACUUCUUUUUGGAUCAGCCCUUAGUGCUCUGUAAGUUCAUGUGCCAGUAGCAGGAACUUACAUAAUUGGCUGCACAUAAGCAGAGUUAGGAAUGGACAACUAUUGUCAUUGUCCAUUGUUGUUCAAAGCAACACGUAAAACAAAUUAUACUUUUAAGUUUAUUAGUUAUGGCUGUCCUGAAAGCGAUUACACAUAUAAACAGAACAAACAUGAGGCAAAAUCACCUAUUCAAAACUAUCCUGGUAUUUAACUCAUUCCCUCCUUUUCAAACAAAUUGUAUCUAUGUUGUCUAUAUACAUAAAGGUAGAGAUAGAUAGAUAUACAUUAUAUAGAUGUAGCUAUUAUAUAGAUGACAGACGUAUGUCAGUGAACUAGGGAGCUUUGCAGGGACUGUAGCUUAAAAGUUUAGUAAGAAUGAAAGUAAGAAUUUAAAUACAAUUACUGUAAGUAUAAUAUGAUAAUCAUCACCUAAGCUUAGGAAAGAUGAAAUUGUGUUCAGUAAUGGAUUUUUUUUUUAAUUUUGUUCAUUUUCUUAUUCCAAAAAAUAAUUUAAGUAAAGUUCAAAACAAAAUGGUUCUGCUAAGAAACAGAAGUCAAGGCCAAUUUUUUGCUUCUUCAACUCUGAUUUCUUCAUUCAGUGAGGAAAAUCUUUCAAACCUUCUCUGCAUAAAUAGAAAUACUGUGCCAUUGUAACUAGAACUGGUUCAAAAUCAAUAUAAUGAAUUCAGUUCAAUUUCCAUGGCACUGAAUACUCUUGAAUAUGUGUUGGCUAAACAAAAAUAAUUUACUGUACUCAAAUUAUUGCAUUUUUCAUGUGAUUACAAGCUGAAAAUUUGUAUUGCAAAUAAUAAAGACCUCUAUAAAAUUAUUAAGCCCUUUGAGCAACGUGAAUUACGUAUCAAUAUAGGGCAACUUUUAGGCAAAUCAGUAUUUUGUUUUGUAUUGUUUUACCUGUCCUCCCUUACAAAUGGAAUUCUCUUUUUUGAAUUGAUCCAUAAGAUAUUUGAAUUUCAUGUAUUUCUUCCAUGAUUUAUCAGCUCACUAAGUAUAGCUUAAUAAGAACAGUUAAUGCUUUUAUAUGUAUUUGCUUGUAAGUUCAUAGUAUUUAUGGUUAUUUUAGAACUGGAGAUACAUAUGUAAGAAUUGUACACACUUGGGGAUUACCUCACUUUGGAUGUAGGGUCUUUGGAAAAAGAACCAUGUCUAUGUCUGUGUUAAAGCAUGAGAUAUUUUUUCUAUUUAAUUCAAAGAGCAUUAAAUCAAGCCUUGUUUAUACAACAUUUGGCAUAAUGACAGGCCUGAUCUUCAGUGUUACCUCUGGGUUUUGCUAUAAAGUAAAUUAAACAGCAGCUUCAUGCUUAGUCUAUGUAGAUUUUAUGUGUAUGUUUGACAGCGCAGAGUGGUUUUACUGUUAUGCAUUGCUGCACUGACACAGCCAUGAAUUGUUGUCACAGUACCUUCAUCAAAUACCAGUAGGUACUUCAGGUCAACAUAAGUAAGCCAGAAGGAGUA